AGUCAGUUUACAUCAUGAGCCUCAGGCUUACGUUGCUACCCUGACUUCCAAUCUGGGCCGAUUUCGUGCUUCCUGUCAGUCCCUGCUCGGCUUGGCCCCCUGGAGAUUGUCCAUUGUUCUCUCUGAUCUGCUUUCGUUUCCUCCAAUCUUGCGUUCUUCUUGCCCUUUGGUCGGAUUCUAUCGAUUCUGCGGCAGGCAGUGCGUCUUUCGGCGAUUAUAUAGCUGGUGCUAUGGUGUUCGACCCCAGGUAUCAUCGGGCUAUGAGCAACUUGGCUUCAAACUAUCGCUUUAGUCGUCAAUAGGUGAGCUUCUUAGUACUCACACCCCCUUUACCGUCUUCUACCAUUUAGUCGCCGAAAUGGUCAUUUCUAAAACCGAGUCUGUGGCCGUCCUCAGCUAUAAAUUUUGUCUGGCCUGCGCGUCCUCUCCCGGGGACGCGACGAUAGUCGCUGGAUUUGCCAACAACCAGGCUAUUUCCUUGCUCCCCCUGCAACCUAUCACGACGUUGACCUUCUACAGCAUGACUCAAGCUUGCAACUCGUCACUGCACACUCUCUCUUUGCAUAUAGGACCGUUCAUUUCCCAGGAAUUCUUCCGGGAGCUUCUACGCUCGACUUUUGUGCAAGUCAAGUACAACUGCCCCGGCCUGCUGAAAGUAAACUGCUCGAUUGCCACGGGAGAAUGGGACAAGUCCCCCGAGAUACAACAGGAACUAAUCCGUUUCUCCUCGGUUGGUGUUCUCCCCAACAUCCCCUCCUUUGCUUUCGCGUUUCCCGCCGACAUCAUAGGCGACUCGGCCCUGACCUCUCUCCUUGCCUUCUUCAACGUCCGCGAACUAGUUGUGACACCCCCUACCACAUGUUUUAUCAGUCCACAACGCCGUGCCACCAUAUGUGCAGACCUCAUUCGCUAUAUUCCCUCUUUCACAUCGGUCAGAAAGUUUGGACUCCCACUCGAGCUCAUGGCAAGCCUGUACAGUCUCCUUCGAGAGAUUGCGACACUGCCAGACUGCACCGAGAUCGAAUUUGACUCCGGUGAACAGUUCUAUGCUUCGAUGGAUCUCGAGAGUCGCAGGACUAUCGCAAUGGCGUUAGCCUUUGGGUCGAGAGACUUUCAUGGCACUUUAAGCGGUAUCCCUCUCGAUAUUGCUGAGUUAACUUAGUUAUUUCUCCGAUUCCCGUCUUCGUAUCCUCGUCCACAUCGUAUUCGUUCGCUUCCAGCAUAUUCUGCUACUAUUGUAUCGUUAUCUCAUCACGCAUUCUGCUUUGUUUUAUAUUUGGGACAUAUCUAUACAUCAUCCUGCUGGUAUAAUGUGGAUAACUAUAUCAUUUGCUUGUGCUCAUGCUCGUGCUAUCGGGAACGUUACUAGCAUUUAACGAAAUAUCAGACAUGUUCAC
Messenger RNA from Desarmillaria tabescens, 1397 nucleotides. RefSeq lists its product as uncharacterized. The record is from RefSeq and is a predicted model, not a curated record. The transcript has 3 exons. Bases 359 to 1162 code for a protein of 267 amino acids. NCBI's taxonomy places the organism in Eukaryota, Fungi, Basidiomycota, Agaricomycetes, Agaricales, Physalacriaceae.